Molecule: messenger RNA, 2091 nt
Organism: Cryptococcus wingfieldii CBS 7118
Lineage: Eukaryota; Fungi; Basidiomycota; Tremellomycetes; Tremellales; Cryptococcaceae
Exons: 8
Coding region: 1-2091 (696 amino acids)
Biological process (GO): vesicle-mediated transport; intracellular protein transport
Cellular component (GO): Golgi membrane
Source: RefSeq, a predicted model, not a curated record
AUGGAUGUCACCAAGGCCGUACAGACGUACGUCUUCAAGAUGAUCAACCAGGUCUCUGGCAUGAAGGUCCUGCUCCUCGAUGCCCAUACUACACCCAUUGUCUCUCUCGUCACCACACAAAGCGAGCUGCUGGCUCACGAGGUCUAUCUGACAGACCGCAUAGACAAUUCCUCUCGGGAACCCCUCAACCAUCUCUCCUGUAUCGCAUUUCUCUCUCCCACACGCUCAUCUAUCGAAGCCGUCAAAUCCGAGCUGGCCAAACCGCGGUAUGGCAGCUACUGGCUAUUCUUCUCGAAUGUCCUCCAGAAAAGCCAGAUUGAAGAGAUGGCGAGCGUGGACGAAUUUGAAGUCGUCAAGGAGGUCCAAGAAUACUUUGCCGACUAUCUAGCUCAUUAUCCGUCGCAUUGGAGUCUGACACCGGCAGCUCUUGCAGAUGGCGGAGACGGCCCACCCAAUCCACCCCUCUAUCUUCCCCCGCCCCUUCAUCUCCCACCCCCGACUUUAGAUUCCCACCUCCAAUCCGUCCUCGCCCUCCUUCUCUCCCUCAAGAAACGCCCCAUCAUCCGCUGGGAACGCAUGUCCCAACCCGGCCGAACCCUCGCCCAAGCCGUGUCAGGCGAGAUCAACUCCAAAUACCGCGACCUCUUUGAUUUCCGCGGUACCCAAGGUCCUGCCCCUCUGCUCUUAAUACUAGAUAGGCGGAAUGACCCGGUGACGCCGUUACUGAGCCAAUGGACGUAUCAGGCAAUGGUGCACGAGCUGCUGGGGAUCACGAAUGGACGGGUGAGGAUACCGAACGAGUCCAAGCCAGAGCUCCGGGACCUCAUACUCUCACCUACGUCUGACCCGUUCUACUCGCAAAACCUGUUUUCGAACUUUGGUGAUCUCGGCGCAUCCAUCGCAGAGUACGUCUCGUCCUACCAGGCGCGUAAUGCUGCGCUCUCGGGCGUCAAGUCGACGGAUAGGAUUGAGACUGUGGCGGAUAUGAAGCGCUUUGUGGAAGACUAUCCUGAAUUCAGAAAGCUCGGAGGGAAUGUUAGUAAACAUGUCAGUAUCGUCGGGGAGCUGAGUCGGAUCGUGGAGCGUGAUGGGUUGUUGGAAGUGAGCGAGGUGGAACAGAGUCUGGCGAGUCAGGACAGCCACGCCGCUGAUCUCAAAAGCGUCCAAGAACUCAUCUCCUCCCCCAAGAUCACCCCAGCCAACAAACUGCGCCUAGCAAUCCUCUACGCCCUCCGCUACCAAAAAUCCCCCUCCGCCCAAAUCCCCCAAAUCACCUCCCUCCUCACCACCGCCGGCCACCUCCCCCCCGCCCAGGCCCGGCUCGUAUACGCCUUCCUCAAUUUCUGCGGUACCGACGUCAGGCAAGAUGACCUGUUUAUGAAUGAAAACUUCUUCUCGAGAGGGAAGAGUGCGUUGAAAGGGUUGAAAGGGGUGGAGAAUGUGUAUACGCAGCAUACGCCGCAUUUGGGGCAGACGUUGGAUUUGUUGUUGAAGGGGAGGUUGAGGGAGACGAGUUAUCCAUUCUUGGAAGGAGACGAGUGGGCCAGAAGCCAGAGACCGCAAGACAUCAUCAUCUUCAUGCUCGGCGGUACGACAUACGAAGAAGCCCGUACCGUCGCGCUCCUCAACCAGAGACUCGCAUCCGAAGCCAACGGUCCGGCCGGAGGUACACGUAUCAUACUCGGCGGUAGCACCAUCCACAACUCCAACAGUUUCCUGGAUAUGGUCGAACAAGCGGCAGAGCAUUAUCCCGAAUCCAUCUACCAACCCCCGCCAGGCUUGUCCACCGCCGGCUACGCCCUUCCACCCGUCUCCUCCUCCUCCGCCAACUUUAGCACACCAUCAGCGGAAGAAGCAGCCGGCAAUACCAGCGGCGUCAGCCUUCGCGCUGGAGGGUACGAGCUCAAUGUGGGCGGGGUGGCUGGUUCGGGGCUGUAUAGGACUACACCGGGGGAUGUGGGCGCGACGUUUGAGAUGCCCAAGAUGGAUCAAGUGGCGGGUGGGCUGAGGGAUGGAGCGGGGAGACUUUGGGGGAAUGUCCGGCAGAAGAUGGGCGAGCGCGCGAGUAGGGGACCGACACCGCAACCAUAG